AAUACUCAAUGAGUCCCAAUCGCUCAGAAUAGAGAUUUGACGAACAAUAAUCCUCUCACCUUUUCAAGACCAACGCUUCAAGUAUUGACCGGUCGCUGGUGUGUAUCCCUCGGAUUUGGACUCUGACAUCGCCACUAUGAAGGCUGCAAGAUACUAUGGCAAGGAAGACAUUCGCAUUGAGCAAAUUCCCGAACCAAGUGUCCGCCCAGGUCAGGUCAAGAUAGCUCCCGCCUUCGUGGGUCUGUGUGGAACAGAUCUACAUGAAUAUCUCGGUGGGCCGAAUUUCUGCCCCGUCAAUCAUCAUCCUAUCACCGGCGAGACUAUCCCCGUCACCCUCGGCCACGAGUUCUCCGGCGUCAUAACGGAAAUUGGGCCUGGAGUCACAGGCUUCGAGGUCGGCCAAGCAUGUGCCGUCCAGCCUACUCUCUUCUGUGGGCAUUGUGCAGCGUGUAAGCAUGGCGCUGAGAACGUUUGCCAUACCGGCGGCUUCGUCGGCCUUAGCGGGGGAGGUGGAGGUUUGAGUCAAGCCAUCUGUGUCAACGCGACUCAUGUGUUCGCUCUCCCUGAAGGCCUUGAACUCGAGACCGGCGCGCUUGUCGAGCCUCUCUCCGUAGCCUGGCACGCACUUUCUGCAGCUCCGGAGAUUAACCCUGCAUCUAUCGUUUUGGUCAUCGGAGGUGGCCCAAUCGGCCUAGCCAUGGUCCUCUGUCUGAAAGCGAAGGGCGUCGAGAAGAUUGUUGUCUCGGAGGUUGCCGCUUCUCGCCAAAAUUUCGCGAGGCAGUUUGGCGCGACACAAGUUGUCAAUCCUGUGAAUGAAGACGUCACGAAGGCAGUGCUAGCUAUUAGCAACGGGAUAGGUGUUGAUGUGGCUUUCGACUGCGCUGGGGUUCCUGCCAGUAUCAAGAGCGCUUGUACAUGUGUCAAGGCUAAGGGAAGCGUGGUCAACGUCGCUAUCUGGGAAAAGGAAAUUCCCUUCAACCCGAAUUGGGUGACGUGGAAGGAGUGCACCUUCAGGUCUGUUCUCGGAUAUAAAAGAGAGGACUUCGAAGCUGUCAUCGAGAAUUUAAGAACAGGGGCUAUCAAACCAAACGGCAUGAUCACAGCAAAAAUCAAAUUCAAUAAUGUUGUCGAGGAUGGUAUCAAAAGGCUCAUCUCAGAUAAAGAAAACCAGGUAAAGAUACUUGUUGAUAUAAACGCUUGAUGAUCUAUACAGAGCGGGGGUUCGAGGCGUGGUGAGGGUCUAUGUAGGUAGCGUAAGACUCCGUGAUGCCAAGUCCGCAAGUCCUUUGGGGAACCCUUCUGUUGACACGACUGAACCCCUACAGUGGCACAUACAUCUUGAUGGCAACCGUCAAUGUAUCUUGGGUUACUAGGCAGAGAAUCAACGCCCUCAAAGGUGCAUAUGAUAUUGUGCACGAUCAUCUUCAACUCGUGUCUAAUGUAUAAACAGAGGCAUGCCUGAUUUUGCGCACAGUU
Xylaria bambusicola is the source of this 1476-nucleotide messenger RNA. Its product is annotated as GroES-like protein. NCBI's taxonomy places the organism in Eukaryota, Fungi, Ascomycota, Sordariomycetes, Xylariales, Xylariaceae. Bases 137 to 1201 code for a protein of 354 amino acids. Gene Ontology annotation, biological process: butanediol biosynthetic process. The transcript is spliced from 6 exons. Gene Ontology annotation, cellular component: cytoplasm. Gene Ontology annotation, molecular function: zinc ion binding; (R,R)-butanediol dehydrogenase activity. The record is from RefSeq and is a predicted model, not a curated record.